AUGAUGGCGGGACGCGCUACGGCGCGGUACCUAAAAAGAGUCCGUCCAGGUGCCACCCAAUGGAAACAGGCGCCAUGGCACCCCUGCCCUACCAACAGAUCCAGUGCUUCCAACCGCGUGGUUGGCGGCCAUGGAACCCUGCCGUGGUUGAACGAUCCGUGGAUGGUUGGAGCAAUUUCGCUGGGGAGGUACCGGUACCAAGGACGCCAGGCCACCUGUUGUGUUGUGCAACCACAUCGUCCUCAUCCACCCUCCACUCCCAGUCUGCCGCCAGACUCGUUCCUCGCCACGGUGUCAACGAUUGUGACGCGGGCUGCCACUUUAUCCAACGUUUGCCCUUGGGGGCAAUGCAUGUCAUCGGUCGAUAGCGCGCGAGCCUGGACUCGCAGCCACAACACGAUCGUGGUGUGCCGUGUCCUCGAUUGCAAAUUUCGUUCUCGCGGCGCGAACACCGAGCUCCAAGGCAGCGGGGAGGGCGAAAAGUCAAACUCCUGA
Purpureocillium lilacinum is the source of this 495-nucleotide messenger RNA. The record is from RefSeq and is a predicted model, not a curated record. NCBI's taxonomy places the organism in Eukaryota, Fungi, Ascomycota, Sordariomycetes, Hypocreales, Ophiocordycipitaceae.